AAAUUUUGGUGCGAUGUUUACGAUUUUGGAAGAUAUGAGAAAAAAUGUGAUGUAAGUCGAGGUAGAUAAGUCAAUAUAUCUUGCGUUUUACCAUGGAAACAGUUUACUGGAUGUUUUGUGGAGACUCCUCAGAAUCUAGCAAGAGAAUUUUUUUUCAUAUUUUUCUCAUUUUGUAGUAUAUUACAGAUAGACAUUUACGUAUAUAAUAUAAAUUAUACACUUACAUUACUAUGUCUACGAAAUUUCAGCACGAUAUAAUAAAAAAAAUAAAACUACAGUAGUGCGACGACGCUCAAUUGUAAGCACGUAACAUUGCGCCAUGUCGGCGUGUGAAUAUAGAAUUUGAUUAAGGCCAACAAGAUGUCUUGGGAAAUUGAAGAUGAAUAUACAAAUAAAUCAUACUCAUUCUUUGGACCAGUGGGUAUGGUGCUGUCAGAAGAAAAUGGUUUGGAUGACAAACUGUCCGUGAAGGUGACACUAAGUGUGUUCCUAGGGAUGUGUAUGAUUUUAAGUAUCGUAGGAAAUAUAUGCACAUGUGCUGUCAUCGCUCGAGAUCGCACCAUGAGGACUAUCACCAAUUGCUACCUGUUCAAUCUAGCUAUAACAGACUUACUCAUGGCUUUCUUCGUACCUAUGGAAAUAUAUUUGAUAUGGAUACCAGAAGUCUACCCGUUGGGCGAGGAAGGAUGCCGUCUACACUUCAUUCUUUAUGAUUGGCUGAACAACUGUAGUGUACUCACGAUUUCAGCUUUUUCUUUGGAGCGCUACUUAGUGAUAUCGAAGCCUUUCCUCCGACAAACCUUGUCGGUAAAGUCGCGUGUGUACAAAAUUGUUGCCGUCAUAUGGGUAGUGUCCUUAGCUUUCUGCAUUCCAGACAUAUUUUACAUAGACCUGGUAGAAAAGAAAAAGUUCAUUUUUUGUAAUGUCACACUACCGGGUCCGCUACGAUAUCUAAUGGCAAUGGAUUUGUUUGUAUUCUUUGUGAUGCCGAUGACAUUCCUUUUUGUGUUGUAUGUGUUGAUAGCGAUCAAAUUAAAAUCAGCUCACUUUAAACUUAAGAAUAGUCCAGUAAAUGGAAAUCUUAAUAGAGACAAGGCCGUGAAAAUGCUAGCCGCCGUAGCCGCGUCGUUUUUCUUCUGCUGGUCGCCAUAUUGCUUACUACGGUUCAUGAUGAUAUAUCCUAAGUUUAGUUAUGAAGAUUAUUAUGAUAUAUGGAGAAUAGUGAAUUAUUUAUGUUACAAUGGCUACGUCUCGACGGUCAUAAACCCAAUACUGUACAGUUUGAUGUCAAGGAAAUUCAGACAAGCAUUCAAAGAUUUCUUCAAAGGUCGGACUAAAACAAGUAGACCCAGAAUUACGUCAAUGAGAUGGACGGACUCAGGAGUGUAAGCAAAUUUAUAUAUAAUGGGGCUUAUAUAGUCAUCAUUAAAUAAAUAGAAAUAGUAUGAAGGCAUUUUUUAUAUUGAAUUUAAUAACGGAUACUGUA
Achroia grisella is the source of this 1486-nucleotide messenger RNA. It is a transcript of the gene NGR-A2, whose product is annotated as pyrokinin-1 receptor-like. The coding region runs from base 361 to 1389 and encodes 342 amino acids. The transcript has 5 exons. The record is from RefSeq and is a predicted model, not a curated record. Gene Ontology annotation, molecular function: neuropeptide receptor activity. Gene Ontology annotation, biological process: neuropeptide signaling pathway. Gene Ontology annotation, cellular component: plasma membrane. Lineage: Eukaryota; Metazoa; Arthropoda; Insecta; Lepidoptera; Pyralidae.